Mercurialis annua (annual mercury) is the source of this 325-nucleotide messenger RNA. Its product is annotated as putative defensin-like protein 263. The coding region runs from base 43 to 318 and encodes 91 amino acids. The transcript is spliced from 2 exons. Lineage: Eukaryota; Viridiplantae; Streptophyta; Magnoliopsida; Malpighiales; Euphorbiaceae. The record is from RefSeq and is a predicted model, not a curated record.
UCUUAAAUAAGCAAAUAGCUAGAAGUGAAAAUAGAAAACAAGAUGGCGAAAGCUUGCAUGAAGAUGGCAAUACUAUUUUUCGUCGCAUCACACUGCAUCUUACUCUCAAUGGCAUGUGAAAAUAAAGAGGAAUGUGUGGAUACUAGAUGUGACGAAGGACAACAUGCUAUUUGUUUGAUCAUCAAAGGAUGCAUAUGCGUACCAAAUGCAACAGUAAAUCAAGUUUCUUGUCAUAAAGAUAAAGAUUGCAAACCUCUUUGUCCUCCUAAUUGCGGAAUUACAAACUGCAUUGGUGGAAGAUGUAUUUGUAGCUGUUAAAACAUAU